Messenger RNA from Globicephala melas (long-finned pilot whale), 1851 nucleotides. RefSeq names its product solute carrier family 23 member 3 (gene SLC23A3). Lineage: Eukaryota; Metazoa; Chordata; Mammalia; Artiodactyla; Delphinidae. Gene Ontology annotation, biological process: transmembrane transport. The record is from RefSeq and is a predicted model, not a curated record. Gene Ontology annotation, cellular component: membrane. Gene Ontology annotation, molecular function: transmembrane transporter activity.
AUGAGCCGAUCACCCCCCAACGCCAUACAACUCCGAUCCGUGGGCUCCCAGGGUACCAUGGCUUCCCUGCCGCAGCCGUCUGCUGUCCAAAAUCCCUCCUCUCACUCUUGGGCCUCUGUGUGUGGGUCUCCUCCCUGGGGCCUCAGCUGUCUUCUGGCUCUGCAGCACAUCUUGGUCCUGGCUUCUCUGCUCUGUGCCUCCCACCUGCUCCUGCUUCAAUGUCUCCCUGCAGGAGGACUCUCUUCCUCCCCUGCCCAGCUCCUGGCCUCCAGCCUCUUUUCAUGUGGCGUGUCUACAGCCCUGCAAACUUGGAUGGGCAGCAGGCUGCCUCUUAUCCAGGCUCCAUCCUUAGAGUUUCUUAUCCCUGGUCUGGUGCUGACCAGUCAGAAGCUACCUCUGACCACCCGGACACCUGGAAACUGUGAGCACAGAGCAAGGGCACAGGCCUCCCUUGUGCUGCGCCUGUGUGGGGGACCUGGCUGCCACGGCCUGGAACUCUGGAACACUUCUCUCCGAGAAGUGUCCGGGGCCGUGGUGGUCUCCGGGCUGCUGCAGGUCAUGCUGGGGCUGUUCGGGGGUCCUGGCCACUUGUUCCCCCACUGUGGGCCCCUGGUGCUGGCCCCCAGCCUAGUUGUGGCAGGGCUCUCGGCCCACAGGGAGGUAGCCCUGUUCUGCUCUGCUCACUGGGGCCUGGCAUCGCUGCUUAUCCUGCUCAUGGUGGUCUGUUCUCAGCACCUGGGCGCCCGCCUGUUCCCGCCUCACCCCUGGAGGCGAGCUUCAACCUCUUCAACCCACACUCACAUCCCUGUCUUCAGGCUCCUCUCGGUGCUGAUCCCAGUAGCUUGUGUGUGGAUCCUCUCUGCCCUUCUGGGUCUCAGCAUCACCCCCUGGGAGCUGUCCACCGAGGCACCGUGGUUUUGGCUGCCUCACCCAGCUGAGUGGGACUGGCCCUUGCUGACACCUAGGGCUCUGGCUGCAGGCAUCUCUAUGGCCUUGGCAGCUUCCACCAGCUCCCUGGGCUGCUACGCCCUGUGUGGCCAGCUGCUGCAUCUGCCUUCUCCACCUCCGCAUGCCUGUAGCCGAGGGCUGAGCCUGGAGGGUCUGGGCAGUGUGCUGGCCGGGCUGUUGGGGAGCCCCAUGGGCACUGCAUCCAGCUUCCCCAACGUGGGCACGGUGAGCCUUCUCCAGGCUGGAUCUCGGCGAGUGGCCCACUUGGUGGGGCUGCUCUGCGUGGUGCUUGGGCUCUCCCCGAGGCUGGUCCAGCUCUUCACCACCAUCCCACUGCCUGUGCUUGGUGGGGUGCUGGGGGUGACCCAGGCCGUGGUUCUGUCUACUGGAUUCUCCAGCUUCCACUUGGCUGACAUUGACUCUGGGCGGAAUGUCUUCAUUGUUGGCUUCUCCAUCUUCAUGGCCCUGUUGCUGCCAAGAUGGUUUUGGGAAGCUCCAGUCCUACUGAGCACAGGCUGGAGCCCCUUGGAUGUGUUACUACGCUCACUGCUCACAGAGCCCAUCUUCCUGGCGGGACUCUUGGGCUUCCUCCUAGAGAACACCAUUCCUGGCACACAGCUUGAGCGAGGCCUAGGUCAAGGGCUGCCAUCUUCUUUCACUGCCCAAGAGGUUCGGAUGCCUCAGAAGUCCAGGGAGAAGCCUGCUCAAGAGUAUGAGCUUCCUUUCUCCAUCCAAAACCUGUGUCCCUGCAUUCCCCAUCCCCUCCGUUGCCUCUGCCCACUUCCCGAAGACUCUGGGAAUGAAGAAGGAGUGCCCUCUGAGCCAGGAGAGACAGCCGACUUGCUGCCUGGCUUUGGGGAGCAGUGCCCUGGGUCUAGCAGAGAAGAACUUAGGUCCCAGUAA